Molecule: messenger RNA, 3819 nt
Organism: Octodon degus (degu)
Lineage: Eukaryota; Metazoa; Chordata; Mammalia; Rodentia; Octodontidae
Gene: Smo
Product: smoothened, frizzled class receptor
Exons: 13
Coding region: 516-2885 (789 amino acids)
Biological process (GO): central nervous system development; smoothened signaling pathway; positive regulation of smoothened signaling pathway
Cellular component (GO): cilium; plasma membrane; dendrite
Molecular function (GO): patched binding; transmembrane signaling receptor activity
Source: RefSeq, a predicted model, not a curated record
UUCCAGAGAGCGGGGCCAGCCCGAGCAACAAAGGAGCCCGGCGGUCGGCGGGGAAAGGCUCCGGGGCCGCGGCGCUCGCGCGGAGGUGGCUGCGGAGCCGCGGGCUGGCGCGGGGGCGGAGCCGGGGCCGGGGUCCUGCUCCCUGGCGGGCGUCUGGGCUCCGUCGCUGGCCCGGGAGCUGGGUUUAACAGUGGGAGGGGGAAAUGGGGCCAGGACUUGGGCGCCAAGGGGGCUCUCGGGGCUAAAGACAGCUUGGAUUUUCAGGCGAGGGAGUGAGGAGUUGUGCAUCCUGACCCGGCCUCCGCCGCGCAACAUGGGCCCCGGGUCCCAAAGUUUGCAAAGUUGGGAGCCGAGGGGCCGGGGCGCGCGGAGCGUCCGGGGGAAGUCGGCCCCACACCCGCGGGGCACACAGGUCUCCUGAGCCGCCUCCGCGGCCCCCGGGGUUGCGAGCGCGACAGGGGCUCCGGGGGGCUGGCGGGGGCGCCCGGGAGGCUGCUGAGUUGGCGGCUUUGGCCAUGGCCGUUGCCCGCCCUGCGCGGGGGCCCGAGCUGCCGUUCCUGGGGUUGCUGCUGCUCGUGCUAGGGGUCCCGGGCCGGGGGGCGGCCUGGAGCGGGAACGCGACAGGGCCUGGGCCUCGAGGCGCCGGCGGGAGCGCCAGGAGGAGCGCGGCGGGGACCGGCCCUCCGCCGCUGCUGAGCCACUGCGGCCGGGCCGCCCCCUGCGAGCCGCUGCGCUACAACGUGUGCCUGGGCUCGGCGCUGCCCUACGGCGCCACCUCCACGCUGCUGGCCGGGGACUCGGACUCCCAGGAGGAAGCGCACGGCAAGCUCGUGCUCUGGUCGGGCCUCCGGAAUGCUCCCCGCUGCUGGGCAGUGAUCCAGCCCCUGCUAUGUGCCGUGUACAUGCCCAAGUGUGAGAAUGACCGGGUGGAGCUGCCCAGCCGAACCCUCUGCCAGGCCACCAGAGGUCCCUGUGCCAUUGUGGAGCGGGAGCGAGGCUGGCCUGACUUCCUGCGCUGUACCCCCGACCACUUCCCUGAAGGCUGCCCGAAUGAGGUGCAGAACAUCAAGUUCAACAGCUCGGGCCAGUGUGAGGCACCCUUGGUACGGACUGACAACCCCAAGAGCUGGUAUGAGGAUGUGGAGGGCUGUGGGAUCCAGUGCCAGAACCCGCUGUUCACAGAGGCGGAGCACCAGGACAUGCACAGCUACAUCGCCACCUUCGGUGCUGUCACCGGGCUGUGCACACUCUUCACCCUGGCCACCUUCGUGGCUGACUGGCGGAACUCCAAUCGCUACCCCGCGGUGAUCCUCUUCUACGUCAAUGCGUGUUUCUUUGUGGGCAGCAUUGGCUGGCUGGCCCAGUUCAUGGAUGGUGCCCGCCGGGAGAUCGUCUGCCGAGCUGAUGGCACCAUGAGGCUUGGGGAGCCCACCUCCAACGAGACCCUGUCCUGUGUCAUCAUCUUUGUCAUCGUAUACUAUGCCCUGAUGGCUGGCGUGGUCUGGUUUGUGGUCCUCACCUACGCCUGGCAUACCUCCUUCAAAGCCCUGGGCACCACCUACCAGCCCCUCUCGGGCAAGACCUCCUACUUCCACCUGCUCACCUGGUCGCUUCCCUUCGUCCUCACUGUGGCAAUCCUUGCUGUGGCCCAGGUGGAUGGGGACUCAGUGAGUGGCAUCUGUUUUGUGGGCUAUAAGAACUAUCGAUACCGUGCUGGCUUUGUACUGGCCCCGAUAGGCCUGGUACUCAUCGUGGGAGGCUACUUCCUCAUCAGAGGAGUCAUGACUCUCUUCUCCAUCAAGAGCAACCACCCAGGACUGCUGAGUGAGAAGGCUGCCAGUAAAAUCAAUGAGACCAUGCUGCGCCUGGGCAUUUUUGGCUUCCUGGCCUUUGGCUUUGUACUGAUCACCUUCAGCUGCCAUUUUUAUGACUUCUUCAACCAGGCUGAGUGGGAGCGCAGCUUCCGGGACUAUGUGCUUUGCCAGGCUAAUGUGACCAUUGGGCUGCCCACCAAGAAGCCCAUUCCUGACUGUGAGAUCAAGAAUCGCCCCAGCCUUCUAGUGGAGAAGAUCAACCUGUUUGCCAUGUUUGGGACCGGCAUUGCCAUGAGCACCUGGGUUUGGACUAAAGCCACUCUGCUCAUCUGGAGGCGCACCUGGUGCAGACUGACUGGACAGAGUGAUGAUGAGCCGAAAAGGAUCAAGAAGAGCAAGAUGAUUGCCAAGGCCUUCUCCAAGCGGCGUGAGCUGCUGCAGAACCCAGGCCAAGAGCUCUCAUUCAGCAUGCACACCGUCUCCCACGAUGGGCCUGUGGCGGGUUUGGCUUUUGACCUCAAUGAGCCGUCUGCCGAUGUCUCUUCUGCCUGGGCCCAGCAUGUCACCAAGAUGGUAGCUCGGAGAGGAGCCAUACUGCCCCAGGAUGUUUCUGUCACCCCUGUGGCAACUCCAGUGCCACCAGAAGAACAAGCCAACCUGUGGCUGGUUGAGGCAGAGAUCUCCCCAGAACUGGAGAAGCGGCUGGGCCGGAAGAAGCGGAGGAAGAGGAAGAAGGAGGUGUGCCCCUUGGGCACGGCCCCUGAUCUUCAUCACACUGCCCCUGGCCCUCCUCCUGCCACCAGUAACGUUCCUCGGCUGCCUCAGCUGCCCCGACAGAAGUGCCUAGUGGCUGCAGGUGCCUGGGGAUCUGGGGAACCCUGCUGCCAGGGAGCUUGGACCCUGGUCUCCAACCCCUUUUGCCCAGAGCCCAGUCCCCAUCAGGAUCCAUUUCUCCCCAGUGCCCCGGUCCCUAUGGCCUGGGCUCACAGCCGCCGCCAAGGUCUGGGCCCCAUUCAUUCUCGCACCAACCUGAUGGAAGCUGAGCUCAUGGAUGCAGACUCAGAUUUCUGAGCCUGCAGAGCAGGAAAGAGGAACAAAGACCGCCAAGGCUCUCCGAGGGUUUCUCUGGGAUCUACUGCAGAAUGUAUCGGCCCUUACCUGAGAGUUCUGUGAAUCUUGCUCAAAGCAGCAAGACUGUGGAAAACAGCUGAGUGUCUCCACAGAUGACCUCACCCAGGGGUAGGGCCCUGGAGCUCAGAGUUUCAUUUCUGCCCCACCAGCUGGAGUCUGGCUGGCAACAUUUGAUCUCCAGCAGAGCUUAAGGUGGGGCAAUAACGGUGGAGCCUGGGGUGACCUAGAGUGGCCAAGGAGACAGCCAAGCCCAUGUCUAGCAGGUGAGGGAUACCUGUUAUUGUGCCAGUGGGUACACUUUCCUGGCACUUGCAGACCAAAAGUGCUUAUUGUGUCCUUUAUCUAAAGUGGGGUAUGUGGGGCCAGAAGUGCCUUUUCCUAUGAAGGCUAUACUCUAUCUGAAUAGGGCCCCUACCCCAAACCUGUCUUCUAUUUCCCAGCAUUCCCUUUCCUAACUAUUGUUAAUUGGGACCCACAACUGAAGUACACAGACACACAUGUCCUUUGAGCUCUAUCUCCGGGGAGAGAUUGGUUCAGCUUCACAGCCUGGACCUGGCAUGGCACAGAAGCAAGGUGAGACAGGUGCCUCCAGGCCCCUGAGAGACGCGUCAUGCCUUCCUCAUAUCAAUCCCCUGGGAUUGGUCCCUUUGACUAGAGGGGUUAACCCUGGGAAACUACUGUAGCUUCAGCCAGGAAAAACUUUUGGCUUCUACAACAGCAGAAGAGGAGAUUCCCACCUUUCCUGACCUCCCACCAUGCCCCUAGCACCCCAUGUACCAGACAGCAGCAAGUCUUUAAAGCUGGUUGGGUUCCACAUCGGGACUAGGGAUGGGAAGAAGAAAUAUAAACAGAAAAUAAAAGGUUUUUGUAUAAA